Messenger RNA from Hirsutella rhossiliensis, 2559 nucleotides. Its product is annotated as major facilitator superfamily domain-containing protein. The record is from RefSeq and is a predicted model, not a curated record. Bases 1 to 2559 code for a protein of 852 amino acids. The transcript has 6 exons. Lineage: Eukaryota; Fungi; Ascomycota; Sordariomycetes; Hypocreales; Ophiocordycipitaceae.
AUGGACGUCGCUCCCGGAGGCUCGAACCGACAUAUGCCGAAUCGCGGGCCGGCCGUCUUCGCCGUCACAACCGCCACCCUGAUCCUUGCUUCCGUCUUCGUUGGCGCCCGCAUCUUCUGUCGCCACUUCAUCGUCCGCAAUCUCUCCUGGGAUGACAAGGUCAUGAUCCUAGCUUGGCUUAUUGCCUUCUUUCUCUCCUUCACAAUCGACCUCGGCACCGUCAACGGCCUGGGAAAGUACGAUGUAGACAUCUCCUCCCAAGAUCUGAGCACCUUGCGCCGCUGCGAAUAUGUCUUCUCCAUCCUAUAUAACCUCGCCCUCAUGGCCACCAAGACCAGCAUCUUGAUCUUCUAUCUGCGUCUCGCCAAGAAUACCCAGGUCGUGCUGCGCUACGCCUCGUGGGCUACCUUGGUCGUCGUUAACAUCUCGGGACUCGUCUUGACCUUCAUGAACGUCUUCCAAUGCAAUCCCAUCCCGGCCGCCUGGAUGUCCGAGUUCACCGAGAACUCGUCUUGCAUCCCACUCCUUACCGAGUUCAUAUGCGCCGCGCCCGUCAACAUUGUCACCGACCUCGCAGUCCUCGCCCUGCCCAUUCCGGUCCUCACCAGCAUGCGACUGCCCUCGCGGCAAAAGACCAUUAUUGUCCUGACAUUCACCCUCGGCAUCUUCGUCACCAUUGUCGAUGUUGUUCGCAUCUACUAUCUGCAGCGCGCCAUCUCCGAGGCCGACUUUGCCUGGAACGCCUCCCUUUCCCUCAUGUGGAGUGCUGUCGAGGUCAAUGUUGGAAUGGCCUGCGCCUGCGUCCCGACACUCAAGCCUCUCAUUUUGAAGCUCCUCCCCUCCAUGCUUGUCGCGACCCCGGCUGCCGCGGCCGUGGCAUCGGGAUCGAUACAUCCCAGCAGCCCGGGCGACGAGGGGCCGGUGAGCGUCUUGGACUUCUUGACCACACCAGACAUGACGUCCCUCGGCAAUGGCCCUCCAUCCCCUAGUCCCGAUCCUGCGACUCGCGCGCGCACAAACGGCACCGCGUCGACUACAGCCACCGCCGAGAAUGGUGUCUAUUUCGGCUUUGUCAAUCUGACCAAGCCGAAAAGCAUGCUCAAGGCCAAUGGUACGGAGUCUUUGAAGUACUGCACCAUUGUUUCCAUCCUCUUCUUCCUCUGGGGCCUGUCGUACGGCCUCCUCAACACCCUCAACAACGCGGUUGCUGCCGUGAACGAAAUCACCCCCCCCCAGACUCUUGGUCUGACGAGCGCUUACUUUGGAGGUGGCUACUUCUUUGGACCACUGCUCGUGGGCGAAUGGAUCCUGCGUCGAGAUGAGCACAACCGCACCAAGCGCCACGGCAAAAACGGCGCCGAGAGCGUGGGUGGAUUUAAGGUAACCUUUAUCGUCGGUCUCUGCAUCUACGGCAUGGGCACUAUCAUUUUCUGGCCGUCGGCCGUAACAAACUCGUACGGCGGAUUUAUGCUGAGCAACUUUGUCGUCGGCUUCGGGCUCUCGGUGCUCGAAGUCGGCGCCAACGCCUUCAUGAUUCUUUGCGGCCCGCCAGAGUACGGCGAGACGCGCCUACUUCUGGCCCAGGGCGUCCAGGGCAUCGGAAGCGUCAUCAGUGGCGUACUGGCGGAGAAGGUGUUCUUCAAGGGAAUCGCGCAGGACAACAUGUCGAACAGCAUGACGCUCAUCAAUGUGCAAUGGACAUAUCUCGGCAUCACCUUGCUAUGCGUCGUCCUCGGCCUCUUCUUCUAUUACAUGCCCCUGCCAGAGGUCUGCGACAGCGAGCUGGAGCGGUCGGCAAGCCAUCUGCCGGUCGACCCUCAAAAGCGAAGCAUCGGUGGUCUCCAGCUGCGGACCGUGAGCUUGGCGCUGGCUGUCUUUGCGCAGUACACCUACGUGGGCGGCGGCGAGCCCGCCUACGACCCAGACAAGCCACCAGGCGUCGGUCUUUCGAUUCCGGAUUACCUGCUCCCCCGAACCUAUCUCACCAUCAGCGUUGUCCUGGCCUUUAUAUGCGCCCUUCUCCCUGUCGUGCUUCGCCCUCCCAACCCCACUUUACUCGUCAUCCCCGUGACGCUCAUAUUCUUUGCUGAGGGACCCAUCUGGCCGCUGAUCUUCGCAAUCGGCCUGCGCGGCCAAGGCCGAAGGACGAAGCGUGCCGCCGCUUUCAUCACCAUGGGCGGAUCCGGACCGGCCUUCUUCCCGUUUAUUAUGUACGGCAUCAUCACCACUGGUGGUUCCGUGCAAAUAGCCUUCAUCGUCGUCAUCGCCCUCCAGGUUGCCUUGAUUGUCCACCCCUUGUUCUUGGAGCUCUGUGGGGAUGCAAGGCGACUCGUCGACCCCUGUCCGGACCUGCGUUACGCCUUGCGAAACGACGACGCAUCAGCGGACGAGGUCGUGGCUGCUAGGCACACGGAUAGCAGGAGCACCAGGGAGAGGGCGAGCGAUUUCUUCCACAAAGCAUCGAAGGGGUUUGAGACGAAACUCGCCACCGGCCUGCGCAAAGCGUCUGAUGCGGAGCACAGCGAAGGCAGCGCCGGGAGCUCGCCACGAACGACAUGA